GCCAAGCGAAUGGCCGUGAAAUCGCAGCGCGCGAAACUAAGGAACAUAAAAAUUAAAAAGAAAAUCGUCGGGAAAAUACCAACUAAGCGAGACUCGUGAUUCGGUGCAAAAAUAUGACGCAUUGGAGAAUGGAUAUAUUCAGAUAUUUAACACUUUUCGGCAUUUUGGGAUUAAGAACUUCGUUUGGGAUUGAUCUAAGCGAUCUUCAGUUGAAACUGGGUACCAAUGGAUCCGUUAUGCUGGCACCCAGAAACAACUCCAACGCCUACGACUUAACUCUAAAUCUUACGCAGACUGUGAGCAGUGGUUGUCCCUCGCUGAUGAGCGCCGAAUCCUUGCCGCAAAUGGAGUUCGUGAUGCGGCUGACGGACAGCUGUCGCUACGACAGGAUGGUGCCGCCUCUGAACUUCGACGAGAAUGGCGAGCCCGUGGCCAUACCCAUAUAUGCCCGAUUUUAUAUCUAUGUUUUGAAGAACCUGGACUCCAGUGACCUGCAGUUCAAUGUGCAGGGCUUGUUGCAGCUGCGCUACAAGGAUCCACGCCUGGCCUACUCCGAGUACAUGCCCCACCGGCGACAGCCCAUCAUGGGCGAGCAGGGCCUGAAGCAGCUGAUCUGGGUGCCACACAUCUUCCUGACCAACGAGCAGACGUCCAGUGUUCUGGGAACCAGUGCCAAGGAUGAGCUGACCACCAUCUAUCCGGAUGGCACGAUCCUGGUUUCCACACGACUGCAGGCCACCCUGUACUGCUGGAUGAACUUCCAGAAGUUUCCCUUCGACGAGCAGAAAUGCACCACCAUCCUGGAGAGCUGGAUGUACAACACCUCGGUGGUGGAGCUGCACUGGGAGACCACCAACCCAGUGAGCUUUGACACGCAGCUUCAGCUGACGGAGUAUAACCUGAUCGGAUCGCUGUACAACGAGUCCAUUCGCGUGUCCAACGGCACUGUGAUGACCCAUGGAGCUCUUCAAGGCAACUAUAGCACCAUUAGCUUCAGUGUGCUGCUGACCCGGGAGGUGGGAUACUACGUCAUCGAUUACUUCCUGCCCUCCGUUAUGAUAGUGACCAUCUCGUGGGUGACUUUUUGGCUGCAGGCGGACCAGACACCGGCCCGCACCACCCUUGGCUGCACCACCCUGCUGUCCUUCAUCACCCUCUCGCUUUCGCAGGAGAACAACCUGUCCAAGGUCAGUUAUGUGACCAUGUCCGAGGUGUGGUUCCUGGUCUGCACCAUCUUCAUCUUUGGCAGCCUGGUGGAGUUCGCCUUCGUAAACACAAUCUGGCGGCGGAACAACGAUCUGCAGCUGAAGAAGCGCACAACCAAGUACAUCGUCAAGUCCACCUUCGUGCCGCACCUGAAGAAGCACCGGCGGCAUGGCUACAAGCGAACCGAUAGCACCAUGAGCACCACCAGUAUGGACAGGUCCUGCAGUCCCAACAACACGGUCAUCACCAUCGAGACACCCAUCAUAAUCGGUGGCAGUCUCAGCCGCGAGGACUCGGCCAUCAGUCUGGAUGAGAACGAGAGCUCGGGAGGAUCAUCGUCGGGUGACUCGACAAAGGAGAAGCCCCCGCAGACCUUUGCCACCAUGACCCCCAAGGAGGUGUCCCUGUGGAUUGACCGGAAGGCACGCUUUGUCUUCCCGCUGGCCUUCAUCCUGUUCAAUGCUUUAUUUUGGACCUUGGUCUACUGCCUGUAAUAUGGGAUGUAUUAUGGACGGGAGAGACGAAAGAGGAGUGAUACUGUGAUCCUGGAGCAUCCUCACCUCAUUACGAUAUAGAGAUCUAGUCUUAGUGCAGCAGGGGUGCACAAGCUUGGCGCGCUGUCCCUUCUCUUUGCUAUAAAUAUUCUAUCUUUCCCAAGAAAGUAGUAUUUCUGUCUGUUAUGACUCGGUGCUCCCAGGUUGGGCAUCCCUGCUUCAGUCCCCCACAGCCUCGACAGGUGAUAGAGCUUCCUUCGGCCGGGCCGUACGUGUUAUGUAGUCUGUAUUUGUUUCUAAUAAAUUAUAUGUU
This is a messenger RNA of Drosophila kikkawai, 2013 nucleotides long. RefSeq names its product pH-sensitive chloride channel 2 (gene pHCl-2). Gene Ontology annotation, biological process: chemical synaptic transmission; signal transduction; nervous system process. Gene Ontology annotation, cellular component: plasma membrane; synapse; neuron projection. NCBI's taxonomy places the organism in Eukaryota, Metazoa, Arthropoda, Insecta, Diptera, Drosophilidae. The record is from RefSeq and is a predicted model, not a curated record. Gene Ontology annotation, molecular function: excitatory extracellular ligand-gated monoatomic ion channel activity; transmitter-gated monoatomic ion channel activity involved in regulation of postsynaptic membrane potential; chloride channel activity.